This is a messenger RNA of Stereum hirsutum FP-91666 SS1, 1735 nucleotides long. RefSeq lists its product as uncharacterized. The record is from RefSeq and is a predicted model, not a curated record. Bases 1 to 1581 code for a protein of 526 amino acids. The transcript is spliced from 7 exons. Lineage: Eukaryota; Fungi; Basidiomycota; Agaricomycetes; Russulales; Stereaceae. Gene Ontology annotation, biological process: RNA processing.
AUGGCGAAGGGCAAAAGCGCCAAUCCAGCCGAUGCCUUCCGCAAAGCACAACGGAAGAAGGAGCUGAAGAAGAACAAGGCAGGACGUGCCAAAGCUCGCGAUUUUUCCCUUGUCAAAAAGGACACCAGAGAUAUCGAGAAUGAAAUACAAACAUUAUCCUCGAACCCUGCGCUUUCUGCAGCCGAGAAGCAGAGGCUGAAGGAUCUUCAGGCCGAACUGGAGAAGGUCAACCAGAAGAAAGAAGAGUAUGUCGCUGAACAUCCAGAGCAUCGCAAGCUCGUGUUUCGCGCCCGCAAGCCCAAGACGGAUCAAGAAGGUGAUGGCGAUGGCGAGAAGGAGCUUCCAGUGGACAGGACGAGGAAGCUGUUCGACAAGAAUGGCCUACCUAUCCAUCCCGAGCGUAGUAUUUACUAUGACCCUGUCAUGAAUCCAUUCGGUGUUCCUCCUCCCGGAAUGCCAUAUAUCGAACGACCGUUGAGGCCGGACGAGAUGGAGCAACCUCAGGAAGAGGAGGAAGGUUCCGACGACGAUAUUGCAAUGCCAGAUGGUCCGCCUCCAGGAGAAAAUCUCAAGCAAGAAGAGGAAGAAGAUAGUGACGACGACAUUCCGAUGCCAGAAGGCCCACCUCCGCCGAAACCUGGUGAUCUUAUUCCACCACCACCCUUACAUCUCCCUCAACCACCGUUUCCUCCACCGCCUGGUCUAUCAUCGCCGUCAGGGCACCCUUUCCUACCACCUUUCCCUCCAACGAUGCCUCCAUCCCCUUUCCCUCCAAACUCGAUGCCACCAUCUUCCGGCCUGCCUCCUUUACCAGCAGGGUUCCCUGUUCCGCCACCGCCACCAGGUUUUGCGCCAUCAAGCUCCGCAAUUUCACCUCCACCGCCCGGACUUCCUCCCCUUCCUGCUGGUUUCCCUCCACCUCCAACCCAUGGAUUUCCUCCUCCCCCUCCUCCUCCCCCAGUUAAUAUGCUUCCUCCAGGUUCUCUCCCUCCCCCUCCUUUUGGCCACCCGCCGUUCCCUCCAGGUCCUCCGGCGGGAUUUUCUCCGUCCUUCCCCGCGCCUCCCCCAGGAUUCUUCCCUCGGCGCCACCAAUCGAACACAGGAGCCAUGCAGGAUCCUCUCUCCUCGGUCCCGCAUCAGACUUUCCAAGCUCACAGAGCUGCUCGCAAUGCGCCUCCACUCCCACUGCCUGCACACAUGCAGCCGGACCGCCCAAGCCACUCACAAUCUGGUGGUGCAACGAUCUCCGCGGAACCUCAGCUCCGCGAUCUGAAGAAGGAAAGCACUGCGUUCGUUCCUACCUCCGUCAAACGUAAAAAAGGUCAAGCCGCCGGUGCUGCUGCUGCUGGUACUGGUAGUGCUACCUCCGCCGUAGGGAAGAUUAAUGCUGCGCCGAGCACUGGUGACGAUGACGACGGGAAUGCACCCACGGGGGCGAAGAGACCGGAUCUCAUGAGUACAUUGAGAGAACAGCUGAAACUGUCACCUGUGGUUGGAGGGGAGAGCACGAAGCCUGCCGAUGCGAAACCGAAGGGUGACUAUGAGAAAUUUGUGGAGGAGAUGGGCGAUAUUUUGGGUUAAGGUACAGAGUGAACCAGUCGAUGGGCCGUCUACGUUAUCAGGCGUACGCAAUUUUCUGACGUUGGUGGUCGUCGUCGUUCCGCUACAUUCAGUACUGCAUUGUCGCAUGUAACCUCACUGCUAUACGUGUGGUAGCGCCGUAUUUACUCCUUUC